AUGGCGUCUGGAAAUGGUUCAUCCUCGAACUCGACCACGCAACCGCCCGUACGACGACAACACAGCGAUACCCACGUGUUUCCUGCCAGAAACUUCCCGGAUUAUGAUGCGAUGAAGCCACAGGGUCUCUCAGAAAGCACAAAAGCCCUCGCCAGACAAGUUCUACAUCCAGAGCUGGCCUCAGGAAAUGAUUAUAGUCCCGGGGUCUUCUCCGGUGGAACAAAAUGGCUACUUGACUCGGUCAAUGAGACCGAGAAGGCCAUGACAACUCCGCGAAAGCCAUCUCUGCUUACGGAGACUGCGGUGAAGAAGCAUAACGACCACGAUCCUCGCAAAAAGCAUCUCGUUCUAGAGACUCCAAGUAAUGAUGGAUCUGGUCGAGAGGAAGAGCAAGAGAACAAGCCAAAACCCGAAGGUAUCGGGCGGACCGAUGCUUGGGUGUCGCAACAGACAGGCGACAGCGAUGUGGCCUCUUGA
Molecule: messenger RNA, 477 nt
Organism: Aureobasidium pullulans EXF-150
Lineage: Eukaryota; Fungi; Ascomycota; Dothideomycetes; Dothideales; Saccotheciaceae
Exons: 1
Coding region: 1-477 (158 amino acids)
Source: RefSeq, a predicted model, not a curated record